GCGAUCCUUCCGGUCGGUUCAGCCAAUCGGUGCACGGAGAAGCUAGGCGGACCGAGAGGAGCGGAGGGAGCUCCAAGGGCCUCCGCCGCCGCUACCUCCGCGGUAGGGGCGUGGAGGGCAGGGGCGGUCGAGCCCGCGGUUGCAAAAAUGGCUCAGAGCAGAGACGGCGGAAACCCGUUCGCCGAGUCUGGAGAGCUUGACAACCCCUUUCAGGACCCAGCUGUGAUCCAGCACCGACCCAGCCCUCAGUAUGCCACGCUUGACGUCUACAACCCUUUUGAGACCCGGGAGCCAUCACCAGCCUAUGAGCCUCCUGCCCCUGCACCAUUGCCUCCACCCUCAGCUCCCUCUGUACAGCCCUCAAGAAAGCUCAGCCCCACUGAACCCAAGAACUAUGGUUCCUACAGCACUCAGGCCUCGGCUGCAGCGGCCACAGCUGAGCUGCUAAAGAAACAGGAGGAGCUCAAUCGGAAGGCAGAGGAGUUGGACCGCAGAGAGCGAGAGCUGCAGCAUGUUGCCCUGGGGGGCACAGCCACUCGACAGAACAAUUGGCCCCCGCUACCCUCUUUUUGCCCAGUUCAGCCCUGCUUUUUCCAGGACAUCUCCAUGGAGAUCCCCCAAGAAUUUCAGAAGACAGUAUCUACCAUGUACUACCUCUGGAUGUGCAGCACUCUGGCUCUUCUCCUGAACUUCCUCGCCUGCCUGGCCAGCUUCUGUGUAGAGACCAGCAAUGGCUCCGGCUUUGGGCUUUCUCUGCUCUGGGUCCUCCUUUUCACUCCCUGCUCCUUCGUCUGCUGGUACCGCCCCAUGUACAAGGCUUUCCGGAGUGACAGUUCAUUCAAUUUCUUCGUUUUCUUCUUCAUUUUCUUCGCCCAGAAUGUGCUCUUUGUCCUCCAGGCCAUUGGCAUCCCAGGUUGGGGGUUCAGUGGCUGGAUCACGGCUCUGGUGGUGCUGAAGAACAACACAGCUGUAGCUGUGCUUAUGCUGCUGGUUGCCCUGCUCUUCACUGGCAUCGCUGUGCUGGGAAUUGUGAUGCUAAAACGGAUCCACUCCUUGUACCGUCGCACAGGUGCCAGUUUUCAGAAGGCCCAGCAAGAAUUUGCUGCUGGUGUCUUCUCCAACCCUGCGGUGCGAACCGCAGCUGCCAAUGCAGCCGCAGGGGCUGCCGAAAAUGCCUUCCGGGCCCCGUGACUCCUGACUGGGAUGCCCUGGCCCUGCCACUUGAGGGAGCUGACAUAGCCCCAUCCCUGAGGUUUCUGGGACUUGGGGAGACAUCACUACUUGAUGGCUUCUCCAUAGUGCCCCCAAUUCCACGGCCAUGACUGCUGAUCCUGACUUGGGGGUGCUGGGAGCCCACUGUGACCUAUCACUGCUCGCCCUUCCCCCCAUCAGGCCACACUGCUGCCCCCUCUCACACGCCCCAACCCAGCUUCCCUCUGCUGUGCCAAGGCUGUCGCUUCGGUUAUUUAAAUAAAAAGAAAGUGGAACUGGAA
Marmota monax (woodchuck) is the source of this 1493-nucleotide messenger RNA. RefSeq names its product secretory carrier membrane protein 3 (gene Scamp3). The transcript has 9 exons. The coding region runs from base 148 to 1191 and encodes 347 amino acids. Gene Ontology annotation, cellular component: recycling endosome membrane; trans-Golgi network membrane. Lineage: Eukaryota; Metazoa; Chordata; Mammalia; Rodentia; Sciuridae. Gene Ontology annotation, biological process: protein transport. The record is from RefSeq and is a predicted model, not a curated record.